Molecule: messenger RNA, 1190 nt
Organism: Vitis vinifera (wine grape)
Lineage: Eukaryota; Viridiplantae; Streptophyta; Magnoliopsida; Vitales; Vitaceae
Gene: GRIP21
Product: ripening-related protein-like
Exons: 9
Coding region: 107-1012 (301 amino acids)
Source: RefSeq, marked provisional
CUGCUUCAUUCAUUCCCAUAUCAUUACUCUUAUCCCUCUCUCUCCUUCUCUCUCUCUCUCUCUAAACCUUUCUCCCCUUCGUAUUCGCCAUUUGAGCCUGAUUAAAAUGGAGUAUGGAGACAUCUAUCUGCAGGCUCAGAGGAACAAAUACGAUUGCCUUUUGUUCGAUCUAGAUGAUACCCUGUAUCCUCUUAGCUCUGGCUUGGCAAAAGCGUGCCGCAACAAUAUUGAAGACUAUAUGGUUGAAAAGCUUGGCAUAGAGAAGAACAAAAUCGCUGACUUGGGCAACCUACUGUACAAGAAUUAUGGGACAACAAUGGCCGGUCUCAGGGCAAUUGGAUAUGAUUUUGACUAUGAUGAAUAUCACAGUUUUGUCCAUGGGAGACUACCCUAUGAGAAUCUAAAACCAGACCCUGUCUUGAGGAGCCUUUUGCUAAGCUUGCCCAUUCGGAAAGUUAUCUUCACCAAUGCAGACAAAGUUCAUGCGGCUAAAGCUCUCAGCAGACUUGGAUUAGAAGACUGUUUCGAAGGAGUCAUCUGCUUUGAGACCCUGAAUCCCAGUCACAAGAGCACUGUGUCCGAUGAUGAGGAUGAUAUUGCCUUUGUGAGAUUAACUGCUAAUACCGCUACUGCUACUACAACUACUAGUAGCACUGAAAUCUUUGAUAUCAUUGGGCACUUUUCUCAACCUAAUGCGGGUACAGCUUUGCCAAAGACACCAAUUGUCUGCAAACCAUCAGAAGCUGCAAUUGAACGGGCCCUCAGGAUAGCCAACAUCAACCCUCAGAGAACACUGUUCUUUGAAGACAGUGCUCGCAACAUACAGUCUGGAAAACGUGUGGGACUCCACACAGUUCUGGUUGGCACCUCUCAGAGAAUUAAAGGGGCGGAUUUUGCAUUAGAGAGCAUCCACAACAUGAGGGAAGCAUUACCAGAGCUGUGGGAGGGGGACAAGAAAUCAGAAGUUGGUUACGCUGGCCAGGUUGCAGUGGAGACACCUGUGACAGCCUAGAUUUUAUGUCAUCACCCUCUACCUGUGGAAGGAAAGGAAAGGAAAGGAAUCGAGUUUUCAAGAUCUUGUCAUUCUCAUUCCUAUCCCCUUGUUCAAAUGAUGUAGAUGUUUUGUUGUGAUUAUUGUUAAAAUGUCCUCUGUUUAGUAUUAUAAUAAAAGCAGAAAUUUCCUCCCUUGG